CUUUGUAACAAUCGACCCACUUAUAAAGAAAAAUUAGGGAUCUCCUCCACUUCAUCCCUUCUCUCAAAUCUCCUCUCGCGUUUUCUCACAAACAUGUCGACGAAGAAGAUCGUGUUGAAGAGCUCCGAUGGCGAGUCUUUCGAGGUCGACGAGGCGGUGGCUCUCGAGUCUCAGACCAUAGCCCACAUGGUUGAAGACGACUGCGUCGACAACGGAGUCCCUCUUCCCAACGUCACGAGCAAGAUCCUCGCCAAGGUGAUUGAGUACUGCAAGAAGCACGUCGACGCUGCUGCUUCCAAGAGCGAGGCCGUCGAUGGCGGUGGCUCCUCCGACGAUGACCUCAAGGCUUGGGAUGCUGAGUUUAUGAAGAUCGAUCAAGCUACCCUCUUCGAACUCAUCCUGGCUGCUAAUUAUCUGAACAUCAAGAACCUGCUCGACCUUACAUGCCAGACAGUGGCUGACAUGAUCAAGGGCAAGACUCCGGAAGAGAUUCGCACGACCUUCAACAUCAAGAACGACUUUUCACCAGAGGAAGAAGAGGAGGUGCGCAGGGAGAACCAAUGGGCUUUUGAAUGAUGCGUGAGAGUGGGAGAGAUCGUUGAAGCAAACCAACCAGUUUCUUGCUUUAUGUUGUUGCCUUUUUAUCUCUGUGGAUGAUCAGUGUGGAUGAUGACUUUGUGUCUUCUCUGUUAUUUUCCUUUUGAAUUUCAUGACUAUUAAGAACCAAAUGUUGGAUUUAUGCUUUUCAUGUCUUAAAGAGUGAGGUUGGUUUGCCUUGCAAAUAUCUUGAUCU
Messenger RNA from Brassica oleracea var. oleracea, 793 nucleotides. RefSeq names its product SKP1-like protein 1A. The record is from RefSeq and is a predicted model, not a curated record. Gene Ontology annotation, biological process: SCF-dependent proteasomal ubiquitin-dependent protein catabolic process. Gene Ontology annotation, molecular function: cullin family protein binding. Lineage: Eukaryota; Viridiplantae; Streptophyta; Magnoliopsida; Brassicales; Brassicaceae. Bases 94 to 576 code for a protein of 160 amino acids. The transcript is spliced from 2 exons. Gene Ontology annotation, cellular component: cytoplasm; nucleus.